Sinocyclocheilus rhinocerous is the source of this 1126-nucleotide messenger RNA. RefSeq names its product E3 ubiquitin-protein ligase RNF128-like. NCBI's taxonomy places the organism in Eukaryota, Metazoa, Chordata, Actinopteri, Cypriniformes, Cyprinidae. The transcript is spliced from 5 exons. The record is from RefSeq and is a predicted model, not a curated record. Bases 1 to 450 code for a protein of 149 amino acids.
AUGGACGAGACUGGCCCUGAUGCUGAUGCCUGUGCAGUGUGUAUUGAGUUGUAUAAACCAGGAGAUGUACUAUCAGUUCUCACAUGCAAUCAUUUCUUCCAUAAAUCUUGCAUAGAGCCAUGGCUACUGGAGCACAGAACCUGCCCAAUGUGCAAGUGUGACAUUCUUAAAGCCCUUGGAGUUGAGAUGGAUGUUGAGGAGCAGCCACAGAUUUCAGUGCCUGAUUUCAGAUCUUUUUCUACCUCUGAGGACCUGCAGAGUGAGACAGUGUCACACACAAACAGUGAGACAGCAUCCUCUGGAUAUGCAUCCAUGCACGGAAACGAACACCUCGGUUCUGCUGAAGCCUCACAAAAUGGUGUGCAAGAGGAGCAGUUGGAUGUGUCGCAUCACUAUGACAAUCUUGCCUUCGAGGGUGACGUUCAUAGCCAGAGUGAAGUUAGGACCUGAGCAGCACAAACAAACACUGAUAAAAUGCACUCACAGAUGAAUGAGGGGUUUUGAUUUGAGGACUUAUAUCAAAGCACUGCUGAGCCCUUUUCUGAUUAGUUUCUGACUAAGUGCCUAUAAAUUCUCUCUCUCUCUCUCUCUCUCUCACUCUCUCUCUCUCUCUGUGACUGUUUGUCUCUGUGGGUGAUCACAAUGAUUUCUGGGUCAAUCAGAGGUCAUGUUUUAAUUAUCUGUGGCUAAUUCGGGGUAUUAUGAUUUCUGAUUCAGGGUUUGAUUCCCACUGUGGUUGUGUUCAUGUUUUGAGACUCCCAGCCUUCCAUAAGCAUCAGGAUGAGCAGUUGUGGAGACACACAGAUAGAGACAGAGUGCUCCACCUGCUGUAAAUCAGUGGACUUAAUGCAUACUAUACUUUUCCCCUGUUUUUGUGACUUAAUAAAUUAUAUUGUUCCAGUUUUGAUGGAAAUUUAAAAUUUCAGAAAUAUUGUGCCUUACACACACUUAUGUAUGUGUGCAAAUGUAUAUUACUCAUUGCAUAGGCCUAGACAUAAUAGGGGUGGUUCUAAAGGAAUUAGUUCUCUUGAUUGUAAUAUUUAAAUAAGGGAUGAAAAUAUUUCUUUACUCUUUCAAACGAAUAGUACGGACAUUAACACUGUAAAUAAAAUCUUUUAUGAAAUUG